AUGGAUAGCGCAACCUGUAAUGUGAUUUACGUGGAUCGUAAUGUACUCGAAGAUCGAUCAUUAGGCUCUGAGAGCACGGAUCUGCCGGAAUCUGGUGAUCUUGGGGAUAAUUUGGGACUCCUACUAGAUGCCUUUGGUGACGUACACGUGUGUGCAAGCGGUUCUGCUUGUAUAUCUAAGCUGUUUCACUUGCAAGAUACGUCCAUGGUAGGGCUUAAACCGACUCUUGUACUAAUCGACACGCCGUACGACGAGCAAGUGUUAGAGCCACCAUCGCCCGAACGAGAUCAUUCGCCUUUUUCCGAGGCCUCGCAGGACGGCCAGUUGGAAGAAGAGUUGUAUGGACUAAGACUGCUUGAGCGGAUUGUUUAUGAGACUCAUCUGAGAAGCCUCACAAGAUUAGUUGUGCCCAUUCCCGUUAUUAGCUUCCCUCUACUACGAAGCCCGCCAGCGAAUGACGGCACGAACGAUGACCCUCCACAGCCAGCGUAUGCAGAUUACCUCUCAGAAGUGCCAGGCGCGACUGGUAAAUCAUUAACAAACCGCGCUCUAUUAAGAAAGUGCCUGGAUUCUGGUGCAGUAGAUGUAAUGGCCAGCCCUUUACAUAUUAAAACAUUAACAACCCUCGAAGUUCAUGCGUACCGUGCGCACAAAGAAGCUGCUAGGGAACAGCAGGCAGUAUUGGAGGUUCGGAGGGGCCGUAAACGGUCCUGGGUAGGUGUGCACGAGGAGCAGCCUUACUCGUACCUUAGAGAGGCUAUGGUAUCUGGGUUAAUGAGAGGGAUUUGCCAUUCCGGCGAAGAGCCUGAAGAUCGCAUUGGGAAUGUCAAGGUUAAUGUCCCAUCCGACCGCCGGUCUCAAAUCGCUAGGGCUAUUGGGAGGUGGCAUUUUUCUGCCCACGAUUUCUGUGACGAUUCUCUCCUCAUCGCGGCCAUCCUCAUGUUUAAACAUGCCUUUUCCAUGCCGGAACUUGAAAAAUGGCGAAUACCAACAGAACAAUUAACAACUUUUCUGGUUGCAACACGAGCUGCUUACAAUACUUUCGUACCAUAUCACAACUUUCGCCACGCUGUUGAUGUACUCCAGGCGACAUUUAAUUUCCUUGUUCACAUUGGAGCCUUGCCGCCAUAUCCCUCCCGCCCUAGAUCGUCCGCCGGGUCAAUCAAAAAGUGUCCACUCGUUACUCUGAUCAAACCUUUUGAGGCUUUAACCCUUCUCAUAGGGGCGAUCGGUCAUGAUGUUGGUCAUCCUGGUGUAAAUAACGGUUUCUUAACUGUACUUAAUGCGCCCCUAGCGCAAUUGUACAAUGACCGGUCUGUUCUCGAGUCCUUUCACUGCGCAGCCUAUUCACAAAUCCUCCGGAGAUAUUGGCCUAAGGUCUUUGAAGAUACGAAAAUGCGCACCCUGAUGAUCAGCUCAAUUCUAGCGACAGAUAUGGGCGUGCAUUUUGAUUACAUGACCAAGCUUGAAAACCUCGAAAAGGAACUGAAAAAGGAACCAAUUGAGAAUUGGAGCGGGAAAACGAUAGACAAGCAGACAACGCUUAUAUGCUGCCUAAUUAUAAAAUGCGCCGACAUCAGUAAUGUUGCACGAAAAUAUGAGGCAGCACUCCAAUGGAUGUAUAUCCUCUGCGACGAAUUCUCUAGGCAGGCAACGAUGGAGAAUGAUAUCGGUAUCCAAUCUUCCCUCAUCUCGCGUCCCAAGAAGGAUUUUCUGUCGCUAGCUCAGGCUCAAAUAAAAUUCAUGGAAAUGUUCGCUAUUCCUCUAUUUCAAGGGAUCGCUGAUGUGCUUCCUACGAUGCAGUAUACUGUCGACGAGCUCGAAAUAAACAGGGCAUUAUUUGAGAAAACCGUACAACAAAUUCCGCUAAUGGAAGAAGAGCAUCGACGAAUAUUUACAGAGGGUGUUCUUUCGCCCCGUGCUUUAGGCUUGGCUAUUCAGGCAGAAGGUGUCGAAAAUUUCCGAAUAGACCCGGCAAAGUGCGAAUUGGUCUCGGGCCAUGCUGAAAUGAAGAAAGCAGGCUCAUCACCUCCCGAUCAGCCAUAUCAGAUUCCCGAUAUCCGGGGAGGAUAUAAGGAAAUGAACGGUAUUCCAUUUGAUAGCGAUCCGUUCAGCAUUGCCGAUCCAGAAAAUAGAGUUGGUCAUAAUGGGAAACAACGUUGUAGCGAGACGACAGAUGGGAGCAAUUCGGUGCCUCCGGGGGACUGGCAGUCACAAGCUACUAGCGCUACUACAGGCAAGAUGCCACUCUCGCCAAGUACUCAAGGUACCAGCAUCGUCAGUCAAGAGUCCAUCGAGCGCCCUGGCAGCGUUCCCGUUACGAAAGUCAUAGCACCUGAUUACCGCACGAUGGGACCAAUGCAGAGUCUCGAGUCGGGUAAUUCCGAGGAGGAUUCUAAUGGAAAUACACUCAAGCCGGAAAUACCUCUUAAGAAGAAGCCCAGUAGGUUCAGAAUGAACGUCUCAACCUUUUUUCGAAGAAAUAAAGGUGCAAGUUCACCGUCAUCCGGCGGUUCUUGA
This is a messenger RNA of Daldinia childiae, 2520 nucleotides long. Its product is annotated as 3',5'-cyclic-nucleotide phosphodiesterase regA. Gene Ontology annotation, molecular function: 3',5'-cyclic-nucleotide phosphodiesterase activity. The transcript has 4 exons. The coding region runs from base 1 to 2520 and encodes 839 amino acids. The record is from RefSeq and is a predicted model, not a curated record. Gene Ontology annotation, biological process: signal transduction. NCBI's taxonomy places the organism in Eukaryota, Fungi, Ascomycota, Sordariomycetes, Xylariales, Hypoxylaceae.